Molecule: messenger RNA, 1566 nt
Organism: Malassezia vespertilionis
Lineage: Eukaryota; Fungi; Basidiomycota; Malasseziomycetes; Malasseziales; Malasseziaceae
Exons: 1
Coding region: 1-1566 (521 amino acids)
Source: RefSeq, a predicted model, not a curated record
AUGAAGAGCGCUAUGGUGCGAAUGGUACCGCAGACGCCCAUCGCGAGCACGGAGUGUGCGCCGCAGCCACGCAUGGAUCCGCUGGCCAAGGUCGGCAGCACUGUGCCGCCGCAUGUGCCGCUGCGCGCCGUCACGAUCGAGGGGCUUGGGCGUGUCGCGAUGCACUCUGCGCUCUUAAACGGCCGCGACUCGCUUGGAAUUCCUGGGCCGUGCCCUGGCCAAGCGCGCCGCGCCGAGCACAGCGCACACGUUUCUCACUCUUCCCCAGCGCUGCCGACGAUCGCAUGGCCCGACGCGCCGGGCAGCCCAUGGUGCCGCGAUGCGCACACUGCAGCCACGCAUGCAUUUGCCCGCCGCCGCACCAUUGCGCAGUGGCUCGCUAGCGCCGACGAUGCCGACGAUGCCGACGAGACAUACUGUGCGCCCGGAGCGUAUGCGCCGCGCGACGCUGCGUGCCGAUUUUACCACCCCAUGGUCGCCAAACUCCUGCGCGACAAGGCAUCCACACGCACCACGCAAGCCCCCGACGAGGACCAGUGGAUCGGCCCCGACGGCCGCCGCGCCCCAAAAGCUGCGACGCGCCGCGCCACCGUUCGGCCGCGGCGGCGCGUUGCGAGCACAGCGGCAUCGCUCGCGGCGAGCGAGAUUGCGCCGGUUAUGGGCUGCCGCUGCGGAUUUACCGACAAGUACAUGGGCAUGGUCCAAUGCGAUCAAUGUGCACGCUGGCUCCAUCUCGCCUGUGUCGGCGUGAUGCAUGUCGAGCAGCUCGGCGCGGACGACUGGUACUGCGACGAUUGCUACGAGCAGCACGCAACCGUGCGCACGGCCAGUCCUGGGCGGCAUGCAUUGUGCGUGCCAGAUACGAUGGGCCCCACGCUCUCGCUCGCGCCGAGCCCACAUCGCAGCACACUCGAUAGCAUCUCUGCGCGCCGCGCAUGGCCGUCGUACUCGGAGCCACUCACGUCGCCGCUAGCAUCGACGGCGUCGUCGGAGCGCGCUAUGCGCACGCCGUCGCCGCCUGCGUACAUGGAUAUGCUCACGACCCCUAGCAGACACGUCCACCCCGACGCACGAAUGCGCAGCACCGCUGCGCCAUGCGCCGCUGGGAUGCCCAGUGUUGGCGCGCCGUGGCUGCCGACGCCGCCGCGGUACCUCACAUUCACACCGCACGUCGCGAUGCCCACGCCCUUGUUUGGCGCGCUUCCCACGCCCCAUGCUGUGCCCGUGCCGCCAGAAACGCCACACGAUGUAUUCACCGCCUGGCCGUCGUCUGCGUCGGGCAGCAGCGCACACAAACGCGACGAUCCAUGGUCGCACCCCGAGUCUCCUACGCCUGUCGCGCGCGGAAAACGUGCGGGGAAGCGAGAUGCGAUGGCCUUCAGCACGCCGGCACACAUGUCGCCCGUGUCGCUUGACGAGAGCGUACGUGGCGUGUCGUCCAGUAGUCCGUACCCAGUGACGCCGCGGGGGCUGCCGACACGAGCGGAAGCAGAGCACGGCUCGCCGAAGCGACGUGCGCCGCCGCCCAUGUCGAGUGGCGUGUUUCGCGCGCAUCCUGUACUAUAG